Messenger RNA from Juglans regia (Persian walnut), 654 nucleotides. RefSeq lists its product as uncharacterized. Gene Ontology annotation, molecular function: kinase inhibitor activity. Lineage: Eukaryota; Viridiplantae; Streptophyta; Magnoliopsida; Fagales; Juglandaceae. The coding region runs from base 1 to 654 and encodes 217 amino acids. The record is from RefSeq and is a predicted model, not a curated record. The transcript has a single exon. Gene Ontology annotation, cellular component: plasma membrane.
AUGGAGAAUCGCCGGCAAAGGAGCUGCUCUGGCGAGGUGUUCUCAUUCCCAAGCACUCCGGUAGAAGACGAAGACUCCGACUUCGAGUUCGGUUCUAUUACGCCGGACUCAUCCUUCAAAAACUCUCCUGCCGACCAUUUGUUUUUCAAUGGCCGGCUCUUACCGCAUGCUUUUCCUAUUCAACCAGCCGCCAGUGUCGCUAUCGAGGGUUCUCGUACAACGAGCCGCAACAGCAGCGUUAGCAGCAAGGACUCGCUAAGGUCGUCGCGAAGUAAUAGCACGAAUAGUCGGAGCAGUAGUUGCAGCAGUGCAAGGACGAGCACGAGCGACAUGUCUGAGAGAAAAUUGUUGUACCAGUACAAAGUUGCAUCCAAAGCAACUAUGGCUAGAGAUAGACACCAAGCCUAUAAUAAAGCUCUUUCAGCACAAAUAUAUGGGUCUUCUCAAAGGUGGCAAUAUAUUACACCUGUACCUCUUUUGAGUCGCGAAGACCCUUUGCGUAGAAAGAAAUUGGCCGGGAAAGAAGCAAAACCAAAGAAACAAGUUCGGGAGAGGAAAGGGGAAAGCUUGUGGCAUUUUACUGAAUUUUUCUGGGGGAUUGUCUCGGCCUGCAAAGAAUGCCAUGCCAUGGAACCGUCGAGCAAAUUAAGAUGA